GAGCACCACAGAUAUGAAGUACGGAUAACGGACUAAGGACGUAUGCAAAUAGCAAUUAGCAAGAUAAUACAAAUUAUAAAUUAUAAAUUCUAUCACACAAUCUUUAUUACGUAUUAAAAAUUAAAAUAUUUAAGAAUACAUAAAAGUAUAAUUUAUAAUUAUUAACUAUAAAUUAUAAUAUAAGUAAUCUAUAAGGCUUAAAAGUUUAUAUCAUAGAAUUUCAAUAAUUGUUAAUUAUAAUGCAACCAGCAGCUGGCUUUUAAAUUAUGAUUUUUGAAGUUAAUUCGUUGAUUGUUUAAAUAGCUUAAUAUUUAAAGUAAUUAUAUUAUUUUUGGUUCUUUUGAAGUCAAAAUCGUCAACAUAUUACUGAUUAUUAAAUUUAUAAUAAUGAAAGUAUUAAAAAAUUCUCAUAAACCUUUUGAUUUACUACCGGAUGAAAUGGUUGUAAACACAUUAAGCUUUAUCGAUGCAGACACCCUUUUGGAUUGCAGACUUGUGUGUAAAAGAUGGCGAGAACUUAUAGAUGCAUAUGUAUUUCAAGAAAAAGCUUCACGAGAAAAUGAAUUUGUGAAUAAUGGUCGAGGGUACUACAGUUUUUCUCAAAUUGAUUCAAAUAGUGUCAGAAAACUGGAAUUGCCAUGGUACGUGUUUUAUGUUAUAUGCAAAUAUGAUCCAUUCAAUAGAAAUUUAGUGAAAAACCAUUGUGGACAAAAUGAAUACAAACACUGGGUAAGAUAUGAUAAUAAUUUGUGGACUAUUGAACAAACACCACAAGGUGCACCUUUAUUACCUAGUGAUCCUGAUUUCGAUGGGCAUACAAGCUGUUUUGUAUCAACGUAUCGAUUAUGUUCAAUGAGUCAAACAAUUAUACUCAAAAAUUAUGGUCUGAAUGAAACAGUGAUGAAAACUCUUCAACCUGAAAUUUCAGUUAGUGAAUGGUAUAAUGGUCGCUUUGAUUGUGGCUGCAAAUACAUAUUAAGAGCUACAGUUUUUGAUGGAAAUGAUGAACUAAUAGAACAACACAAUUACAAUGACGUUUUACCUCAAUGGAGGGAUAAUAUUUGGAUAAAAGCUUUACAUUCAUUUAAACAUCAGAGCAAUGCAUCUUACUUAAUUCUUUAUCAUUCUGGAGUAGACACACAGUUUUGGGCUGGUCACUAUGGUACUAAAAUAUCUGGCUCUGUAGUAAAAAUUUUGCUACCAAUCAAAUUUAAAUGUGCUGCCGAGGCUUAGGUAUUUUAAUAAAAUAUGUUGGUAUAAUAUAAUUGUUGCAAUGUUUCUGUUAAAAUUUAAAAGUAAUGCAAAAUUGAUAAUUAUUGAUCACCAAAAAUAUGAGACGUUGGAACAAUUAAUAUUAUUUUCUAUAAAUUAUUAUAAUAUAUUAAUAUUGUUCAUUAGGUAUGUUCAAAUAUUUAUGAAUUGAAAGAUAAGAGAAGCAAAUAUUGUAUUGUUAUAUUUAUUCUAAGAAACUUUAAAUCUAGUCAGAAAUAUUUUUAUUUUUCUAUAAUGAUUAUAGGGGGGUGGCCAGAUUAUAUUUUACAUUUCAUAUCUGGGACAACUAAUUCCAACUUCACCUAAUUAUUUUACUAUAUCUUACCAUUUUUUAUGUAUUAAUUUUAUUAUACACUUAUUCUUGUAUCUUGUGUGAUUACUUUACUGUUGGUUAAGAAAUUAUUGAUUAAUAUUUGACAACCAAAAAAUGAAAAUAAUAUUAAAACCUUUUUUACUCAAGUAUAAUUAUAGUUUAUUCGGGGACAAUAUAAUACUAUAGUUUUAAUGUUCAAACCACAAUUGCAACAUCGAGUUCUUAUAAACAUCUUUGGGAUACUAAAUUACGAGUUCCUAAACCAGUAAAAUCUGAAACGAAUAGUCACCCUAUAUAAUUAUUAAUCAUCAAUAAUAUCUAUUAUCUAUCACGGAAUAAAAUUAUUAUUUAUUGAUUUAUUUUUACAAAUAUAUUUCUUAUAAUAUCGGUAUUAGAUGGCUAAAUUAUUUAAUUAGUAAGAUUUAUUGUGAUAAUAAUUUUAAUUUAAUUUUCAUAGCAUUUAUAUGUACAGAUUGUAAACAUGUUAAUGUUGUGAAUUUUUUCAUAUGUUUAUCAUAGAUGUAUUUAUAUUAGGUACCAAUUUCUAUGGAAAAGAUUAAAAUGUAUUUUUAUAGAAGUUAGUUAUAAACUUUUCUAGAUUUUUAAAAUAAAUUGUUAAUAAUAAAUUAAUAAUUUAGUUAUAAUUUAAUUAUUUACUUCUGUUUUUAGUGUUAUUUUAUACAUCACAUAAUCCACAAAUGUAAUGCAAUUUUACUCCUGAAUUGCCUACCACAGUACCACACUUAUUUAAAAAAAAAAAAAAAUAUAACUGUAUGCCUUGUGGAGA
Messenger RNA from Metopolophium dirhodum (rose-grain aphid), 2372 nucleotides. Its product is annotated as F-box only protein 6-like. The record is from RefSeq and is a predicted model, not a curated record. NCBI's taxonomy places the organism in Eukaryota, Metazoa, Arthropoda, Insecta, Hemiptera, Aphididae. Gene Ontology annotation, cellular component: SCF ubiquitin ligase complex; cytoplasm. Gene Ontology annotation, biological process: SCF-dependent proteasomal ubiquitin-dependent protein catabolic process; glycoprotein catabolic process. Gene Ontology annotation, molecular function: ubiquitin protein ligase activity; protein binding. Bases 388 to 1233 code for a protein of 281 amino acids. The transcript has 4 exons.